Molecule: messenger RNA, 931 nt
Organism: Prunus avium (sweet cherry)
Lineage: Eukaryota; Viridiplantae; Streptophyta; Magnoliopsida; Rosales; Rosaceae
Product: dehydration-responsive element-binding protein 1F
Biological process (GO): regulation of DNA-templated transcription
Molecular function (GO): DNA-binding transcription factor activity; DNA binding
Source: RefSeq, a predicted model, not a curated record
AAGAAACUCAAACAAGCUAAAACACCAAACCAUUCAUACAUAAAGCUUAGUCUAAUGGACAUGUUCUUCUCUCAACUUUCAGACUCGGUCGACCAGCCCCAGUCGAGUUUGUUGUCCGACGCCAGCGUCACCACUCGAGGGGCUUCUUGUUCCGACGGGGACGUCAUAUUGGCGUCGAGCCGGCCGAAGAAGCGAGCGGGGAGGAGGGUUUUCAAGGAGACGAGGCACCCGGUUUAUAGGGGUGUGAGGAGGAGGAACAAUGACAAGUGGGUGUGUGAAAUGAGAGAGCCCAACAAGAAGAAGUCCAGGAUAUGGCUCGGGACUUAUCCGACGGCGGAGAUGGCUGCUCGUGCCCAUGACGUGGCCGCAUUGGCGUUUAGAGGGAAGCUUGCAUGCAUCAACUUUGCUGACUCAGCGUGGAGGCUGCCCGUGCCGGCUUCCAUGGAUACCAUGGAUAUUCGGAGGGCGGCCGCAGAGGCAGCUGAGGGGUUUAGGCCGGUGGAGUUUGGUGGAGUGUGCAGCGGCAGCAGUGAUGAGAAGGAGAGAAUGGUGGUGCAGGUGGAAGAGAAGAACAAGAAGGGUAGUGUGAACUUGGAAAGAAGCAGAAGCUUGAGCUUGUCCUAUUGGGAUGAGGAGGAAGUGUUUCACAUGCCCAGGUUGCUUCAUGACAUGGCUGAAGGGCUUCUUCUUUCUCCAUCGCAAUGCUUAGGUGGCUACAUGAAUUUGGAUGACAUGGGCACCGAUGCUGAUGUCAAAUUGUGGAGUUUCUCCAUUUAAUAAUCGACGUUUAUUUUAGUCGAUUACUAGAAUUUAUUUAUUGUUUGAUUCUUAUGCAUUUAUUUACUUGUAACAAAAAAGAUUAACCUUGGUUGUUCGCUGUAAGUGGACAGAUUGGAAAUAUAUUUUUGGAUAUUUGUGGUCGAGAUAGAUA